AUGAUUAUGAUUCUCAUCAUUGGGCGGUGGCUUCUCCCUCAAAGCAAACUGUCACGUGAUCAGCUCCUGCAACUGCUGCUGAUGCAGAUAGGCAUAGCGGCUGAUAGUCUAGAGUUUCUCACCGACACUUUGGCGACUGAACUGAUGGACCAGAAGGGAGUCAUCUUGGUUCUGAGCUUCUGGAGUUGGAGUCUUCCCCAAUUCACCCUGACGAUGAACCUUACGAAAACGAAGAAAUUCAGAGCCACGGCCAGACAAGAAAACCCCAAGUGUUACACUGAAGAGUGUAAGGACUUUUACGAAUGGCCCGACCUCUUCUUUGCCACUGAGAUGUGGUCCAUAUUUCUGAAUAUUCUCAUGCAAGAUUUGCCCUUCUUAGUGGUCCGCCUGUACCUCAUCGGUUCGUCAAUAUCAGUGGUGAUAAUAAACCAGCCGAUAUUGUACUUCGUCGCCAAGAAUGUCAUGGUCAUUCUCGUGCAGUCGUAUCGGAUGGCAGCCAUCGUGGCCGAGAACCGAAGCAAGAGGGCGUUGUGGCAGGCGUUUAUCCUGGGUAGCACGGAGAACUCUUCGAAGACCCAUCCAGGACUUGAGGUGUCUCCAAAGGAAGAUCCGCAGGAGCUCAUCCGAGCUCAACCGGGCGUUUAUGAAUAUGCGUGGUAUGUCAAAGCUAUGAUUCUUCAAUUUGCGAAAGAACGGCUUAACCCCAUUUCGCCACGCGAAAACGGGUCUCAGAUAUAA
Molecule: messenger RNA, 738 nt
Organism: Patiria miniata (bat star)
Lineage: Eukaryota; Metazoa; Echinodermata; Asteroidea; Valvatida; Asterinidae
Product: transmembrane protein 26-like
Exons: 1
Coding region: 1-738 (245 amino acids)
Source: RefSeq, a predicted model, not a curated record